AGGCGCUGUGGGGCGGAGCAGCAGGGAGAGGGCCGGGCAGAGGGGCAGCCGAGUCCUUUCUGGGAGGAAGGCAGGCAGGCAGGCAAGAAGGGAGCGAGAAAGCGGCCGAGCACCAUGCCUCAGCGCCCUCCGCCUUGAGCAAGCCUCCCUUUCUCGCUCGCCCCCAGACCUCCUCGGGAGGCCACGUGACUGUGUAACAUGCAAGCCAUUGAUCCCAGAGGGAACUCUCCUGCCUUCUACCAGCCUCAGAAUGGCAGCAGCCAUAAAUCUUCUGGAUAUGUUCCAGGAAGAAUUGCUCCAUUCCGUCCUCCACCUCCUCCAAAGAGCCAAGCUUCAGCCAAAUUUACCUCUGCAAGACAAGAAGCUCGGGCAACAAUAGCCUCUUCGGCAGAUGAGCAGCGCCAUCAAGCAGAAGCCAGCAGAAAGAAGCGGCACAAAAACACACUCAUUUGCUUUGCUAUGUCUAGUUUUUCAUUUUUUCUUGCACUUGGAAUUAUUUUGGGGAUUGCAUCAAAAUAUGCUCCUGAUGAAAACUGUCCUGAUCAGAAUCCUCGCCUUAAGAAUUGGAAUCCUGGACAAGAUAAAGAGAAGAAAAUUGUACUCCGGAAUGGAGAUCUCUUUCGGCUGAACAUGGAUGCUACAGUGCACUCUAUAGUCAUACAGGAUGGGGGAUUACUUGUCUUUGGUGACGAUGAGAAAGGAUCCAGAAAUAUUACCCUGCAAUCACGUUUUAUCCUGAUAAAGGAUGGUGGAGCGCUUCAUAUUGGAGCAGAGAAAUGCCGUUAUAAAUCCAAAGCAACUAUCAUUUUGUAUGGCAAAAAGGAUGACGGUAGUUAUGUGCCAACAUUUGGCGAAAAAUUUGUGGGUGUGGGCCCUGGUGGAACACUGGAAUUGCAUGGAUCUCAGACAUUAGCGUGGACUUCUCUAUCAAGGACUGUAUAUUCUUCAGGGCUGGCCUCUGGGUCAUAUACUUUUGAAAAGGAGUUUUUUCGAGGUCUAAAUGUGAGAGUCAUCGACCAAGACACAGCACAAGUUUUAGCAGCGGACAGGUUUGAUACUCAUGAAUCUCAAGAUGAUAGCAGGAAACUUCAAGAUUUUCUAAAAGCCCAAGAUACUGGUCGUAUUGUGGCGAUUGCUGUGGGAGAUUCAGCUGUAAAAAAUCUAUUGGAUGAAACCAAGACAACCAUACAGAAUCUCCUGGGAAGUAAAUUGAUCAAAGGAUUGAGUUACAGGCAGGCCUGGGCUUUAGUUGGUGUAAUUGGUGAUGAAGAGUCAUCUUGUAAUGAGUCGGUGAGAGACUAUGUGAACCACAACACGGGGAAAGCUCUUGCUCAAAAAGAAUUUGUUACACUGGAUGGUCAGAGGUUUGCUGUGAGAGCUUUCAGUGAGUGGCUGGAUGGUGUUCCAAAGUGGGGUUUCCAGAUUGAAGCAGUGGAUGGAGUGAUACUAGAUCUCUCAGAGGAUGUUAGCAGCUGGAAGCCUGAAGACCAGAUUGUUGUUGCAAGCACUGAUUAUUCUAUGUACCAGGCAGAAGAAUUUAGCCUCCUUCCUUGUCCAGAAUGCAGCAAGUACCAAGUCAAAGUUAGAGAAACUCCUCAGUUCCACCAUAUCGGAGAAAUCAUUGAUGGAGUGGACAUGAGGGCUGAGGUUGGACUUCUCACCAGGAAUAUCGUAAUAAAGGGAGAGGUAGAAGAUUCCUGUUAUACAGGAAAAGAGUGCCGAUUCUUUAAUUACGAUACUUUUGGUGGACACAUUAAGAUUACGAAGAACUUCACAUCUGUUCAUCUGUCCUAUGUGGAACUUAAACAAAUGGGUCAGCAGGUGUAUGGUGCUUACCCUGUUCAUUUUCACCGUUGUGACGAUGUGGAUGAGAAAGGAGGGUAUAACUACAGGACUUACAUAGAAGGCCUCUCAAUUCAUCAUUGUUUCUCCAGAUGUGUUACCGUCCAUGCAACAAAUGGCUUGUUGAUAAAAGACACCAUUGGCUAUGACACACUGGGCCAUUGUUUUUUCUUGGAGGAUGGCAUUGAACAGAGAAAUACGCUGUUUCAUAAUCUGGGGCUCAUCACCAAACCAGGCACACUGCUUCCAACAGACAGAAAUAACACGAUGUGCAUAGCCAUCAAGGACCAUGUCUAUGGGAACUAUGAGCCAGUACCAGCCACUGAUUGCAUGGCUGUUUCAACAUUUUGGAUUGCUCAUCCCAACAACCACCUUAUAAAUAAUGUAGCUGCAGGAUCACAGGAUACUGGAAUAUGGUAUAUUUUUCACAAGGUGCCUACAGGAGAGUCUCAUGGAUUAUUUCCUGAAACCAAAGCUGAACUUACACCGCUAGGAAUUUUUUAUAACAACAAAGUUCACUCAAAUUUUAAGGCUGGUUUGUUCAUUGACAAAGGUGUUAAAACAACCAAUGCAAGUGCUGCAGAUAAAAGGGAGUAUCUGUCAUUGGACAAUAAUGCAAGGUUUCGACCUCACCAGGAUGCAAAUCCAGAGAAACCCCGGGUUGCUGCUGUCAUAGACAGGCUAAUUGCUUAUAAAAACAAUGACCACGGUGCCUGGGUCAGAGGAGGAGAUAUCAUCAUCCAGAACUCAGGGUUUGCUGACAAUGGAAUAGGUUUAACUUUUGCCAGUGAUGGAAGCUUCCCAAGUGAUGAAGGAUCCAGCCAGCAAGUCUCAGACUCUCUCUUUGUCGGAGAAAGCAAGAAUUAUGGCUAUCCAGGAGGCCAAAACAAAUAUUGGGGCACCGGAGGAGUAAACAACAAAACACGCACUCUGCCUAGAAAUCGGACUUUUCCAAUUCGAGGUUUUCAGAUUUAUGAUGGACCUAUUUGUCUCACCAAAUGCACUUUCAGCAAUUUUGUGCCUACUCCAGACAGAUUCACUAGUGCAAUUGCGUUCCUGAUGAAAAACACCUGGCAAAUUACACCUCAAAACAAUAUAUCUCUAAUAAAAUUUGGUGAAAAUGUUUCUCUGAAAGUGUUUUUUGGCAAGCCUGGCCCUUGGUUUGAGGAGGCUGAUCUGGAUGGUGACAAGAACUCAAUAUUUCAUGAUGUGGAUGGAUCUGUGACUGGAUACAAGGACACCUACGUUGGUAGAAUGGAUAACUACCUGAUUCGACAUCCAGACUGUGUUAAUGUUACCAUGUGGACUGGUGUGGUCUGCAGUGGGACUUAUGCACAGGUAUAUAUCCAGACACGAAAUCCACAGAAUCUCACCAUGACUAUGGUGCGGGAUGAAUAUCCUUCAAGCCCUAUGGUCUUACGGGGCAUUAAUAAUCAGAAAGCUGACUUCCAGCAGUACCAGCCAGUUGUGAUGCUUCAGAAGGGCUAUACAAUACACUGGAAUGGACAGGCCCCACAGACAACAUUCCUUUACCUCAUUAACUUCAACAAGAAUGACUGGAUUCAAGUUGGUCUCUGUUACCCACCAGACACCUCAUUUCAAGUAACCUUUGAUGUAUUCCAAAGGCAGGCAUCUGCUUAUCAUAAUGUGGAAGACUAUGUUCCUGUAUCUUCAAUGGCAGAACUACAGAAGAGCCGAACAGAAAAAAUAUUUUAUUUUGAUAACAGCACUGGGUUGCUGUUUUUGUUCCUUCAAGCCAAAUAUCACAGGGAUGGCCACAGUUACUGUUCAUCUCAGGGAUGUGAAAGAGUCAAGAUUCAGGCCAGUUUUCAGUCAUGGCCUGUUAGUAACUGCUUGACGAAAGCUUAUCCAAAGUAUUUUCAGAAGCCAACAGUUGUAAAAAGGAUGCCCACAAAAAUGACUAGUUCUUGUCAAAAAUGUGGCUCUUCUCAGAUGGUUUUUAGCAACGAUCCUGAUAAAACCUACCUCCUUGUGAAAAUACAGUCCCCAGAUAAGAUAGAAUUACAAAGUAACCAAGAAUCUUUUAUCUCGGUCAAUGGUGAUAAGUUUCCAUUGAAAGGUGUGGGUGUGCUCACUGUGGUCAUUGAUGCCUGUUCUGGAAGAGUAACAAAAGAAACAUUUUUCACAGAAGCAAACAUCCAGAACCUCGAAGAUUAUAUAAAAACUCAAAUUCCCCAAAGAUCUAUCGUCCUAUUGAGCACCAGAGGGAAUAUAAAGAGCCUUAACAUUUCUCAAGCCCUGAUGACACUGGGAGCAGCAAAACCAGCGAGUCUUCAAAGAUUAGGGUCCAUAAGCUUUAUGGGUUUUAGAGGAAACUUUAAACCAUCUUGGAUAAAGCUCUUUACCAGUCCUGCGGGGCAGGGCCUCGGUCCUAUAGAAAAAUAUAUCCCUCUACAGUUGGAAGAAUAUGGUUGCGCCAGGGUGAACACCAGCCGACGGAAAGAUUUGGAACUUUUAAAACAGGCUCUAAGAACGCAAUAGAAAUGUAAGGUGCAGAUGAGCACUGAAGACAAUGUGAACUAAUUUAUUUAUUUGAUGAGAUUUUAAAAUGUACUCUUAUCUCAAGUACAUCACUUUGCUGUUUUGAUAUGGACAUAUGCCUUCGUCGAAUGCUUGAAUGCCAGUCUGUGCACCUUUGGAUUGUACAAAAUAUUAAAGAAGUAAAGUAUUUGUUAAAAUGCAGGUUUUUAGGGGAGGAAGCUUCUAAUGUUUGUACUUAUUAUAAAAAAGCCUUUUGUCUGUUAGUCUUUUUGGUGUUGUAUUCUUGAGACGGUGAGGAUACUAGAAUUAUAUUACCUACUUUGGAGAGAUUUGAUGAGAAAAUACAGCAUUGCCCCUUGGUUACCUGAAAGUCUUUAAUGACACACAUACAUAUCUUUUGUGAAGUCUAGUUUGUACAAUUUGUUAUUUUUUCACCUUUCUUUCCAACUUACAUAGUUUGUGCACAUGAAUAGGGACUAAUAUAAGCCAGAAAAUGAGAGGACAAUAAUGUCCCUGUCAGAACAAGUUUAGGUCUCAUAAUAGUAAGAUGGAAAGAAAGUUACUGUAUAUUCUCGAGUAUAAGCCUAGUUUUUCAGCACAUUUUUUAUACUGAAAAAGGCCCCCUCGGCUUAUACUCGAGUGAGGGUUGUGGUGGGAAAGUGUGGGGCUGAAAGAAGUCCUUUGCAGGGCUUCUACCAGCUGUGUGCCUUUUGGCACAGCAACCCAGCUGGAUCUCUGUGCUGAGAGAGGUGGAGAGGGAGGUGUGCGGCCUCUCCUCUUGGCAUAGCCACCUACCUGGGUUGCUGUACCGAGGGGAGAGAAGAAGCCAUAUGCCUCAAUUAAUGCAAUUUUAUCGGUUUCUGUUUUUAUUUUGAAAUUUACCAAUAGCUGCUGCAUAUCCCACCCUAGGCUUAUACUCGAGUCAGUAAGUUUUCCAAGCUUUUUGUGGUAAAAUUAGGUGCCUCGGCUUAUAUUUGGGUCGGCUUGUACUCAAGUAUGCACAGUAUAUAAUUCCCACCUAAAUUUUCAUAACUAUCAAUGUGCUGGUAAUUGAUGUUCCCUUCACAAAUAUUAGAAUGCAUCUGCUCUCUCCUCAGAUGAUGAAGAGCCUCGUGGUCCCUUAGCAUUUACCACUUUGAAAUGUCUUAUGUGGUUACAUCAAACAUUUGAGAUGCCAGUCUCUACUGAAGCAGUAAUGAAUCCCUUACCACAGCUCUGAUUGUUUCCCUACAGUUUUAGAUGGUUUGUGUGACCAGUGAGAUCAGCAUUAUGUUUUGUUGCCAUAGACAUCAUGAAACAAAUCAAGCCUAAACAUAUCCCCAAACUAGCAAAAGCCAAAAGAUGAUUUCUCAGUUGUUCAUUCUGAGAGAUGUCUCUACAUUUGAGUGAUGUCAUCAGCUAACUGGUAGAUGGUGUCAAAUCUUCUGACUUUACCAGAGAAAAGGCAACUGUGCCUUCCACUUAUACCCCAAUGCUAUCUUUUUAGACUCCGUACUGCUCCUACAAGCUCCAUCUUCAUUUUAGAUUUAUUCCUGCUAGGAUUCCCUUCCUUAGCGUGGCACACAGGUCAAUGAGAUUAAAAAGCUUGAGAACUUGACUCUGUGGAAUUUCCCCUGAGUGUGUCUGUACUCUAAGAAUAGACGUUUGAUGCUACUUUAAUUUCCAUGGCUCCAUUCUAGAGACUAGUGAAUUAAUUGGAAUUCUGAGUUCAUCACCAAACUAAAAAAAAACCCCAGCAUUCUGUAGGAUAUACUAAUGGCAGCUAUUGCAACAUCAUGUUUCUAUAUCUGCUAGAGCAGAUACAAUCAUCAUCAUGUCUCUUGCUAAUCUAGUGAAGCUCUUUUUUUAUUUAUUUGUCAUGUCAGGAUGACCAGUCAAAUUAUAUUAGAUUUCUAACAGAACAAAGCAAACAAACAGACAAAAUACAAAAUUUGCGGGUUUGGUAGCUGAUUAAAUGUCCUUUGACCAGUAUCUGGCCACUUGGAGUGCUUCUGGUGUUGCUGCAGGAAGGUCCUCCAUUGUGCAUGUGGAAGGGCUCAGGUUGCAUUGCAGCAGGUGGUCAGUGGUUUGCUCCUCUCCACACUCGCAUGUCGAGGAUUCCACUUUGUUGCCCCAUUUCUGAAGGUUGGCUCUGCAUCUCGUGGUGCCAGAGCGCAGUCUGUUCAGCGCCUUCCAAGUUGCCCAGUCCUCUAUGUGCCCAGAGGGGAGUCUCUCAUUUGGUAUCAGUCAUUGGUUGAGGUUCUGGGUUUGAGCCUGCCACUUUUGGACUCUCACUUGCUGAGGUGUUCCAACGAGUGUCUCUGUAGAUAGUGAAGCUCUGAGAAGAAAUCCUCAUUUCAUGAGGAAACUCACUUAGCAAUUUGAAAUCCAGCAAUUCUUUCUUCUCAGAGCUUCUCAGAGCUAGUGAAGCUCUGAGAAGAAAGAAAGCUGGAUUUCAAAUUGCUAAGUGAGUUUCCUCAUGAAAUUUAGACUAUGGAGCUUUGGACAAAACAGGAUACUUUAACUUCUUUUCCUUCACAUGAGUGGGGAGGAAAGGAUGGAAAAGAAUGAAUGAGAAAAUGUGUUAACUACCAGAAGGCAGUUCCUACCCAAGCAGGUUGUGCCAGCAUGUCAUUGGAAACAGACUGCAUGCAACACUCCUUAUGCCUUUUCUAAUUAUUUGAAUAAGCACUUUUGUGGGAACAUGAGACCAUAAGCACUCCAUUAAAAAAGGUUUUAAGUACUUGAUGUAACCGAAGGAGGCAAAGCUUGACUUAAAGCUGAACACUUCUUUUUGAGAGAUGGUCUGCUAUAAGUUAUAACUGAAGACUGAUACAGCAAAGAGAGCGGGAUUGGCACAACCUACUAGGCAACAGGAGAAAAGGAACCUCUUCUCACAUUUGAAUAAAUCAUGAUUUUCAAAAACCUCUUAAAUUGAAUUUUAUUUUUAUAACAAUACAGACUGAAAUUUUUUGCAUCAUUAGAGAGAGUAGGAAAAGUGAGUAAUUGCAAUAUUCUUACAUCACAGUCUCUUCUUAGUUUCCUUAUUUUAAAGAGAUCCCUAUGUAAAACAGAGUUUUCCUGUCUUUCCCGUGCCUUCCAAAGUCAUCUCCAGAUAUUUGAGAGGGGAGGUAAUGGCUACAGGGAGACACAGUUAAAAGCAAAGUUGGUGUGAAUCAUUCCCCACCAUCAUCACCACCACCAUCUCAUGAACAGAAAGACUGCUCUGUGACCUUGGGGAAAGACAUUUUUAAUUUUUGUGUUCUAGGGACAGUCUAGUCAUUGGGGUAUAUGCAAGGGGAAAAAUGAGUUUUAUCCUAGUCUAUGAGGGGAAGCAAUUCUUUUCCAUGGGAAAAACCAGCCCAUGACUUUUGAGAAACAGAUAUGGACUAUUUCCAAGAUACCUAGAACCAAAGUUUUCAACUUUUGACUCAUGUGAUGUUUUGGAUAUGGGUUUGCAUAAUCCCCACACAUUGGCAAUUCUCCUUUGGGCUUCAACGAGUUGAAACCCAAAAUAUGUGGAAAGGUAAAUAUUAGAACCACUGGGUUACGCUAAAUUUCCAAUAAGUAUUUUUUCCCAUUCUUUUAUUUAUAUCCAAAUUCUCUAAAUACCCACAAGGAUCUCCAGAACAGGAAAAACAACUGUUUUAAGCUUUGCUAACUUUGCACACUAUACAAAACACAUGUACAUGCUGCCUGUAUUGUAACAAAAAUUAUUUGUCACUGGGGUGCCGCACGCCUUAGUCUCUUGCAGCAAAAGCAGCAUACAUAUCUGUACUUUUGGAAAUUAUUGUGUGCAGGUAUAAAUUUUUAAUGUAAUUGUAAUGGGGAAGUGUUGGUAACUAGAUACUAAGGCUGCAUGUUUCUUUUCAUAUGCACAGAUAUUUAUUAAUUUAUAGUGGGAAUUUUAGUCAAUAAGUUUUCUCAACUUUUUCUUUCAUGUGGAGCUUUUGUUCAUUGCAACAAAGGAACGUAGGCUGAAAAUCACCAGAAAAAUGCAUAUGGAACAACUGUAACCCAUGAACACAGGGAUUCCCAGUUCACACAGUUCCUCUUAAUCCUCAGUUAAUAUUUAGAUAUUUGUGAAUACAAAACAUCAUACAAGGAUGCAUUAGGGAGAGCACUAAUUUACAACCAGGAGUCCUGGAAAGAAAUAUGAAGAUUAAUCUUAGUUCAUUUCCCCACUGGUUAUCAUGAUUCCAUAUUUACUGUCUUUUUAGUCAGAUAGUCUUCCUAUGGGUAUUGUAUUUGAAUACAGAGUUUAAAAUAAGCUUUUACAGAUACGUAUAAAAUAUGUAUUUUUCCCCACAAACAUGCCUUUUGUGCAAGAAAUACAGAGGAACUGGGCUGGUUCAUCAUGUUGCCUUACACAAUAUGCUACCUCAGUCAUUGCCAAUAAAUCAUUCAUGGUAAUAA
Messenger RNA from Anolis sagrei ordinatus, 8739 nucleotides. It is a transcript of the gene CEMIP2, whose product is annotated as cell migration inducing hyaluronidase 2. NCBI's taxonomy places the organism in Eukaryota, Metazoa, Chordata, Lepidosauria, Squamata, Anolidae. The record is from RefSeq and is a predicted model, not a curated record.